UUGUUUUCCCAAGAACAUGAAAAGAAAAUCCAUGAGCAAGGACAAGAGAAAAAAUUCCUUGGUGUCGGUAUCAACUGCAUCUUCCAAGACAAAUAUUUCACAGUCUCCUGAACAAAAAAAUGUUGAUUUAGAACAGAGUCAGGUCAUUCUACCUGAGACACCAUCCUUGGCACAUGAUUCAGACACACUUUCUACUGAAAAACUAGAAUUACCUCUUUCAGAUACCUCUGACAUAGGUAAAACACAUUAUCCAAGUAAGUCAUCACAGGAAAAAGAUAAACAGCUCUCAUUCCUUAAAAAAAGUGAAGAUUCUGUUAUACCUAAACCAAGCUCAAUGACCCAGGACUCACUCUGUCAAACUGCUCAAGACGAUCCAGAUGUUCUCACCAUCAUGUCCUCAGAGUCCACGCCAACACCAUCAGAGUCUGGGUCCCCGCAGCUUGACCAGCUUCUGUCAGAUCUUGAGGAGAUGAAACUUAAGUUUAGACCAGAAACACUGGACCCACCAUCAGAAUUCUCUGAUGAUCGUGCUGAAGUUGCUCAAAUCUAUGAUUCUGAAGAUGCUGCGUUUGAAGAUCAAUGUCCUACAGAAUCUUUUAGAGCCAGUGUGUCAUCUGUUGUACAGCUUGCAGAAGAUACCCAUACAAAUAUAGCAGUCACACAGCCGGCAUAUUUCCGUCAAACUGAACCUGAAGUGGUGGCAGUCAGUUGUGAUAUAACUUCUGAGACAAGUGUACCAUCUGACACUGGUAUUCAUAAAGACAAUCCUGUAUCGCCAACUGAGUCCUUUCCAGUCCCAGAAUCUUCGCAAAUACUAUGUGAAGAAAUGAAGCCAUCAUUGAACCAAACUGUUCAUGAGGACAUAUUCCAGCCCAGCGUAACUGCUGGACAUGCCACUGAGACACUUCCUUCGGGAGCUGCAAAGAGUCAGUCUGACAUACCAGAGAAAAAUCUAACUAGUCUUUGUUGGGAGGACUCUACAACUGACAUUCUUCAAAGUCAAGAAGAACACGAAUCGCCUACACCAUCUAAUGAUUUAAAGAGUUUGACAGAAGAAAAAUCAUCACAGAGUGUCCCAGAUAAACUUCCAUAUUUAGGAAAAGCAAGCUCUGUGGAAACCACUCACAGUGAAGAUAUUUCUUCUCAGUCUAUUUCUGAUUUAACUCCUGAGACAGUUACAUCUGCAAGGCAUUUCAGCUUUGAGGAAUUGAUGCCGUACUCCUCCUCAGGCAAUUUGGAGACAUCUUCAGAUGAGGAUAGGCCAAGGACCAGUGGACCGCAUUCAGAAGACUCGCUGACUCCAGUAGACUAUGAAUGUUUUGACUCUCAGUCCACUCCAGACAAACCCAAAACUGAGCUGACUUCUUCGACCUCUGAUGAGGAGUACAGCAUCCCGCCUGGGUACGCAGAGGUAGCACAUAGCGGUGCAGACAGCCCAACCUGUCAAUAUUCUGACCCAGAGCCUUACUUUGACUGCAAACAAGGUGCCUCUGAUUUCUCAGAGCCUGAGCUUGAUGAACCUGAGUCGAAGGCUUGGUCAAGUGGAGGCCAGCCCCAGGAUCGGGUCAGUCAUCCUAGAGUGCCGGAAAAGACGAAUCGAAAAGUGCUGUUGUCUUCUGGGAGCGAAGAUUACGAAGAUGCUCCUUUUGCUCACAAGCCUCUUCAUCAUGUCCAUGAAGAGAGUCAAGAGUUACUACACUAUUCAGAAGCAUCAGAUGAAGAAUUCACCUUGUGUGAAUCUUCACAACCGCCUCCUGUCUGUGAAAUUGGAGCAUAUGCUGAUACUGAUAAAUCUCUGAUAAGGGAGAUCACCGCAGAGCUUGGAUCAAUAUCAGAAAGUUCCGAUGAUGAAUUUGUGACCACCAGAAUAGUACGAAGAAGAGUUGUCAUUCAGGCUGAUGAAAUGGCCGACCUCCCUGCUCAGUCAGUGACAGAAGAAAAGUACAGGGAUGAAAAUGGACACAUAGUUGUCAAAAAGGUUACCCGUAAAGUUAUUCGCAAGUGUGUGUCUGCGGAUGGUGUGGAGCUUGAAGAGGUGUCAUCAGAAGGAGCUUCUCAAGGGUUGGUCACUGUGCCAGAGGGAGACGGUUACUCCAAGGUGGUGAAACGGACUGUACUCAAGAGUGAGGGUGACCACACAGAGGUAACAUUUGCUGAAUACGAGGGUCUCUCAUCGUUGAGACAGGAGGCAGCUGAUGCUUGUAAGGUCAGUAACGUGGAGAGGACCACAGUGGUGGAGGGUGAAAGAACAAUGACACACCGAGGUGAUCCGUCCUUGGCCUCUGACCUUCCCUCAGCCCAGGACGACUUCAAACAGGCACUUGGUUAUUUAAGUGGUUUGAGCAGAACAGAGCUCCCUCAUGUGGUAGAAAGAGAGACUGUCAGAGAGGAUGGAACUGUGGUCAGGAGGGCCCACAUGCGUAAAGGUCGCACCCUCAGACGAACAGUGGUGAAGGGAGCUGGGCAGCACGAACAGGUCCUUCUAGGGCAAGUGGACAACCCCGGAAAAGGGUCAAAACCUCGUGAUCUCCAGCAGCAUCUCCACCAGCUCUUUCACCGCUACUACGACGAAGAAAAGGGGGACAGUGAUGAGGACGGCGAAGAAGGGGAGGAGGAAGAGUAGAAGAAUGAGUGACACUCUCCCCCUGCUCCCUGGCUCUGCCCAUGCUAAAGUCCCUGCUAAUCCUAUGCAUUAGCCCCAUGCAAUCCCAGUGUGCACCACGGCACCUCAAAGCUACCACGGUCUUCCCAUUUAGGUCCUUGGAAGAUGACCUUUUGUUCACAGAGUUUUCUUCCCUGGCUGGUUAUAUUGUACUCAUGAUUUUCUUUUCAUGUUCUGAUGUUGUUUUGCCUUUUUUGUGACCAAAGAAAGCCUUCUGUUGUUUUCCUGAUUCACUUUACUUUCCAUGUCUGAUACUUUUGUCUUGAUCCUGUGGUAGAGCAACAACUACAACAAAAAAAAGGAAACAAAGAAACACUAUUCACAUCAACUAGCUCACAAACCUCCUGAAGGUAAAGAACACUUUACCUACAAAAUAAUGGUACUGCUCUCUGAGUAGGUGCUUGGACUGAAAGACAAUAUUUCACAUUGCACUGCCUCUCACAACUAGAGCUUCUCAGAUAUUUCUUUCUGAAACAAAUGAAAAAAAAAAAAAAACUCUCACUCACUGUACUUGCCUCUCUGCUUUUUUGGAUUCAGGUGGUCAAGAUGUCACAAACAGAAAAAUCAGACUGUAUCGACACUGAAUUUAACUGCUGCUGUUGUGUUUCGUGUAGACUAUGUGUAAUCUGUCUUUGGAAAUGAUAUAUUAUCUAUAAUCUAAAACAUUACUGACAUCUGUAGCCUAGGAAUUAAUAAUCACUCAUGUGAAGUAGAACAGGCAUGACUAAUCAACAUCUGUCAGUUUGUCCUAGCUUUGACUGCUUUGUUGUUCUAUGGAUUGUCCUUCCGCCUUUCUUUCCCCUCUUUCUCUAUGUGUCUUUCUUUCUUUGUAAUUAUGUUUAACUCUUUUUUUGUUCUGGCUUUUUCUCUUAAAUUGUGGAUCUUGACUCAUAUUGUGUGGAUGGUGACUGUGUAGGUGAGACUAGAUUGUAGGUAGUGUAUGUCUGAGAAUGUGUUGAUACUGCAUUGACCGCUGGUUUGAAGAGAUUAUUGAGUGAUUUUAAAUUCUGUUGUUUGAAGAUGUCAUAUUUUAGAAUUUAUUUUUGAUUUUUGGUUUAGUUCACGUUAGUAUAUAGAACUUAUUUAAGCUUUGAUUUAAUGGGAAAUCCUCCAGAAUUUGCCAACGGGGUACAAAAUCAUCACAGCUGUUCUAGAGACAUAUUUCUGAAAUGACAUUUUGCGGAAUUGUUUUAUUUAAUGUAAAACUUAAUCAGUUUAUCUUUUCAACCAGAUGUUGUGGUGAAUGAAUGAGUCUGUGCCAGUUUCUGUCAGCAAAACAAAAGAAAUGUUUAUUUUACACACAAACUGCAGUUGCACUCCUGAAUGUCGGGAGGGGACACCUCCAUGCUUUUUUGUGCACAGGUACAGAGGUACAGUAUAUCUUUGCCACAAUGAUUGUCUCAUUUCGAAGGAACAGAUGAUAAAUACAAGAUAAUAAUACACGGACACACGAGGCAAGUUGAGAGCUUAAACAUAUGAUUAUCCACAGCUCUGAGCAUCGCUACUAUAUGUAUCUACAACAUGUAAUGUAUUUAUUUCACUAUCACUGUUUACUUUGUGAUUUAGAAAUAUGUAAAAUGCAAAUUUAGUGGAAGUUCACUGUGACAGGUAUGCUUUUAAUUUGAAGAAACAGCAUCCCUUUUCUGUGAUGAUGACAGUUAUAUACAUAUACAGUGCAUAUAUAAAUAUCUAUAAGGGCAUGUAUUACUGUAUCAAAAUUCAAAAAAACAAAAACAAAAUGGCUGCAGUGUAUCUAUGGCUGAUAGAGAAUAAAAGUCUACAAAUGUA
Messenger RNA from Stegastes partitus (bicolor damselfish), 4450 nucleotides. Its product is annotated as ankyrin-2-like. Bases 17 to 2623 code for a protein of 868 amino acids. The record is from RefSeq and is a predicted model, not a curated record. NCBI's taxonomy places the organism in Eukaryota, Metazoa, Chordata, Actinopteri, Pomacentridae. The transcript is spliced from 8 exons.